AAAGGGUCAAAGGGGAAAGAAAGAUUUCGCUAGAGAACAGGGGAGAGGAAGGCGGGACACCUGCGCUGCUGAUCUGGCGCGCGCGGCCGCAGUCCACUCGCUAGAUAACAGCCUAGCCUAGCCUAGCCGUCCCGUCCCGUCCCAUCCCGGCGACCCGGCAACGAACUGCAGCGACAGCGACCGCCGGAUUGUUGAUCAGCCGAGACGGGGCGUCUUCUUCUUCGUUUGUUUUAUAGAAAAGAAAUAAAAGAUAAAGGUUCAAGCUUUCUCGAAGCUCCCCCCCUUGAACACGCCGGCGAUUCUCGUUGCUUUCGCCGGUCCAGCUCGAGGUUCUUCCCCAUUAAUCCCGUCGAGCUGGAGCCCGUCGUCUUUGGCGGCGGCUGCUGCUGCUGCUGCUUCUCAUUCUUUCUUGCUGGUUCUGCCGGCCCUUUUCUUUUAUUGGUAAAAAGUUCGUGACGAUUUUAUUUGGUGUGAUUUUGGGCGCUUUUACUAGCAUAGGUUCCGCUACAGACGUUUCAUCUCCUCUUUCAAUCUGUUGGUAAUCUCGGUUACCGCCGGUUCCGAUUAGGGGGGGGAAUCGUACUCUAAAAUUUGUCGCUACUUUCCUCGUGUCGUUCGCUCUUCCAACACUAGCUUUCUACUUACAAAAAAAAACACAAGAUUUUCCUCCCAGUUUUGGGUAAUUUCAAGUUUUUCUUCGAGUUGGAGUUUGACUCUUUGCUUCGCUGGGGGCCCUAAACUUGGGACUCGGGCCGGUCCGGCGGAAUGCCGAGCGGGAACUUGCUUUCCCGCAGGAAGCGUUCGUGGCGUGCCAAUGAGCUCGUGAGCAGGAGCACCCUGCAACUGCUGGACUUCGAUGAUGGCUCACCACCGGAGCAUGCAUGGAGUAGGAAACUAAGUAGUCAUGCUAAUAGAUUGAAGGAGUUCAAUGUUACAUUCAGAGAAGCAAUUAGAAUGAUGAAACUUGGUCUCCGACUUUGGUCAUAUAUUCGGGAGGAAGCUUCUCAUGGAAGGAAAGCACCAAUUGAUCCCUUCACUAGAGAGAGCAACAGACCCUCAGCCUCACAAGGAGUACCUCUUGGUGGGAUGGGGAGUGGUAGCAUUUCAAGAGGCUUUAGGGGAGAAUUCAAGCAUUGGCAGAUAACUCCUGGUUAUUGUGAAAUGUCUCCUGUGAUGGCCAAUCAAUUUUCGAUCUUUGUCACUCGGGGAAGAAACAAGAAAUAUGCUUCAGUUUUGGCCCCUGGUCAACUUGAUGGUUUGCAGAAAUCUAGCGAUGAUGGUAUAUCGUCCUGGGAUUGGAAAUUAAAGGGUGAUCAUUCGACAUACCAUGCUUUGUUUCCUCGAGCAUGGACUGUUUAUGAUGGCGAACCAGAUCCAGAGCUAAAAGUAUCUUGCCGUCAAAUAUCGCCAUUUAUUCCACACAACUAUGAAGAGAGCAGUCUUCCUACCUCUGUUUUUGUAUACACUCUCGUGAAUACCGGAAAGGAAAGGGCAAAAGUUAGCCUAUUGAUGACUUGGGCGAAUUCCAUUGGAGGACUUUCACAUCAUACUGGUGGCCAUGUAAAUGAGCCAUUCAUAGGAGAAAAUGGAGUUUCUGGCGUUCUUCUACAUCACAAGACAGCCAAUAAUAAUCCUCCUGUAACAUUUGCAAUUGCGGCAUGUGAAAACCAAAAUGUAAAUGUCACAGUAUUGCCUGUUUUUGGGCUUUCUGGAGAAAGUUCUGUUACUGCCAGGGAAAUGUGGGGCACAAUGGUCCAGGAUGGUUCCUUUGACCGAGAUAAUUUCAAUGCUGGUGUCAGCAUGCCUUCUUCUCUGGGUGAUACAGUUUGUGCAGCAGUUUCUGCUUCCACCUGGGUUGAACCACAUGGAAGAUGUACAGUUGUAUUCGCGUUGGCUUGGUCUGCUCCUAAGGUUAAGUUUAAAAAGGGAAGUACAUACUACAGGAGAUAUACAAAGUUCUAUGGAACUUCGCCAAGAUCAGCUGUAAAUUUGGUACAAGAUGCUUUGAUGAAGUAUAAACAUUGGGAAGAGGAGAUCGAUAAGUGGCAGACCCCAAUUCUCCGUGAUGAGAGGCUUCCAGAGUGGUACAAGAUUACUCUCUUCAAUGAAUUGUACUUCCUUGUUGCUGGAGGAACCAUUUGGAUUGAUAGCGAAUACUUGGUAGUUGACGCUGAUAACAAGUCGAAUUCAAGUCCCAUUGAGGAUGGUGAUUCACCACUUAAUGACAGCACGUGCAAUUCUACAGUUCCCCAAAUCGGUUUUGACCCACAUGAGAUUGAUGACAAAGAAAACGUUGGGAAGUUUUUGUACCUGGAAGGAAUAGAGUACUUCAUGUGGUGCACCUAUGAUGUACACUUCUAUGCCUCUUUUGCUCUUUUGGAUCUGUUUCCUAAGAUUGAAUUAAGCAUUCAACGUGAUUUUGCUAGAGCUGUUCUGCGGGAAGAUAAGAGUAGAGUCAGAUUUCUUGCUGAUGGUGCCUGGGGUAUUCGUAAAGUAAUUGGUGCUGUCGCCCAUGACCUUGGAGCACAUAAUCCGUGGCAUGAAUUGAAUGCUUACAACAUCCACGACACAAGUAGAUGGAAAGAUCUUAAUCCCAAGUUUGUGCUUCAGAUUUACAGGGAUUUUGCUGCAACAGGUGAUAUGUCAUUUGGCAAGGAUGUCUGGCCAGCAGUUUGUACUGCUAUGGAAUAUAUGGAACAAUUUGAUCGUGAUGGUGAUGGUAUGAUUGAAAAUGAUGGAUUUCCUGAUCAAACGUAUGAUGCUUGGACAGUUCAAGGAGUAAGUGCGUAUUGUGGUUGCCUUUGGCUUGCUGCCCUUCAAGCUACAGCAGCACUGGCCCGCAGCCUUGGACAUGAUGACUAUGCUGAGAGGUGUAUGAUAAGAUUUGCAAAAGCUAAAUCCGUAUUUGAAGCCAGGUUAUGGAAUGGUUCAUACUUCAAUUAUGACAGCGGAACAAGUUACAAAAGCCGUUCCAUCCAGGCAGACCAGCUGGCUGGACAAUGGUAUACUGCAUCUUCUGGGUUGCCUCCUCUAUUUGAAGAGGAUAGGAUAAAAUGCACACUUCAGAAAAUAUUUGACUACAACGUGAUGAGGGUGAAAGGAGGACGUAUGGGAGCUGUGAAUGGUAUGCAUCCGAAUGGGAAGGUAGAUGAAACCUGUAUGCAGUCAAGAGAAAUAUGGACAGGAGUAACAUAUAGUUUAGCUGCAACUAUGCUGCUCCAUGGAAUGGAGCAUCAGGCCUUCACUACUGCAGAAGGCAUUUAUAUUGCAGGAUGGUCUGAAGAGGGCUAUGGGUACUGGUUCCAAACUCCGGAAGCAUGGACAGUUGAUGGCCACUACAGGUCACUGAUAUAUAUGCGCCCCCUUGCAAUCUGGGGAAUGCAGCAGGCCUUGUCCCCUCCAAUGUCGAUACUCAAGGCGCCAAAGGUAAAUGCAAUGGACAGGGCUCACAUUUCUCCAGGCACAUUCCAGUUCCUCCAGGAUAGCGUCAGGAAGAUGACGCCCAAGAACGGUUGUUUCGGAAACACUGUAUUUAACUGGGAUUGUUGAUGUGAUGUUAGAGCUUCUAUCUCACUCUUUGUCCAUUGUGUUUCUCUGGGGCAUCUGAUGUAGUUUGGGAGGUGCGCAAUCUUCUCUUGUGUAAGCUCGCAGUGGCAUGGUGUUCUCUGACAGUGACCCGAACUUUGUACAUGGCUGUACAGAAAAUGUAUACGAGUACAGAUUUUUAUGUGUAUAGUAUUCUUAACAGAGUACUGGCUUCUUCAGGUGGUG
This is a messenger RNA of Panicum virgatum (switchgrass), 3771 nucleotides long. Its product is annotated as non-lysosomal glucosylceramidase-like. Gene Ontology annotation, molecular function: beta-glucosidase activity; glucosylceramidase activity. The transcript is spliced from 18 exons. The coding region runs from base 766 to 3549 and encodes 927 amino acids. NCBI's taxonomy places the organism in Eukaryota, Viridiplantae, Streptophyta, Magnoliopsida, Poales, Poaceae. The record is from RefSeq and is a predicted model, not a curated record. Gene Ontology annotation, cellular component: membrane. Gene Ontology annotation, biological process: glucosylceramide catabolic process; carbohydrate metabolic process.